AAGCCCAGCUUUCAAGACAACUCGACGCGUGGUGCGCAUGGUCACUCUUCUUAUCCACGAUCGGCGUGGCGAUGAGCCCAUGGAGAUACUAGUAGAAGUCUAUGUACCUCUUCGAAUGGACGAUGAACCGGCCGUUGGAUAUUGGGCAGAUGCUGAGGAGGUUUCUCAUGAAUUACAGAGGGGCCCAUCCAGGAUAGAUGGGAGAGCUAAAUUGUAUUGUAUGCGAGGGAAAUACCGACAAUACAUCAUGAGGGUCACAUGCGGGGGAGCGAUCAAAUGUCACACCGCGAAUCUGUUAAUCACAAAGCAAAGAACGUUAGACAUCUAUGUUGAGGAUGCACCUCACGAUUGCGACAAUGAGUGUGUAGCGGCUCAUAUGGCCGAACUUGCCGGAUCACCGCCGCAUUACGAACGCGAGAUGCUCACACCUGUGACGGAGUCUAUGCUGUCUCCGACUUCCGAGGUGAUGAUCCUUGACGAGGAUGACCUUGAAAGCGUAUCGCAACCUUCCUCAUCAAGAAAGAGACGACGUUCUACCAGCACGCACUCCGAUGCGCCUGAUCUGCGGCACUCCUCUCAUCGUGCUAGCCCUUCAGGCCCUCAUCGGCCUUCACCAAUUCCUCAAGAGCAGCCCAUGAUGCUCACACCGUCUACCACUCAGACAUCAGCCGCGUCUCAAGAUUCUCACAAUGCACAUGUGCCCUCUCCGUCGCCUCCCCAAGCUGGUGCAUCUCAUGAAAACUCCCAAUUCCUCCCCACCCCUUCAUCUUCGCAAUCAUCUCCAUCUGAGGAGGAGCUGUAUGAGAGCUCUAGAAGCUCUAGCUCCUCUGAGUCUGAUUCCUUGCCUCCCAACAAAGUCAGACGUCUGGAUGGGUCGCGAGAUGUUUCGCCUGCUCAGAACGUCAGCUUCCCCAUGAGCCACUCGCGGGCAGUCCAAGAAGAACUCCAAGCUGCUCCUGCCGCUGCUCUGGCCGCACAACCUCCUGCUUUGGCUACCCCACCGCCUGCUCCGGCUAAUCCGUUCCUACGGUCUUCGUUCGCGCGAUUUGCCACCUCGCUCGGUGUGUCCAACACACAAACUAGAAUGUCUGGGGACCCUUUCCCCAAGACUUCGACUCUUCCCUCUGCCGGUCUCAACCCGAUUAGCCCUGCUUCUGAGCAGGACAAUGCAGUGAGCAUGCAUUUGCGGUCCCUGAUAUUGGAAGACCCAGCGUGGGAGAAGUUCCGCAUCGGUAGGCAACACAAUCUGACGAUGUCGCAGCAAAUGCAGCAAUAUGAAUACGUGAAGAGCAUGUUUGACAAGUACGUGUCUAAGUACACGCCUGCUGAUCUGAAGGGUGCGCCCGGCGUGCAGAUUACGAAGUCUCACGUCAUGCGUGCAUUCAAUCUGCCUGACAAAUGGGGAGAGGAGGGCAUGGAGAUGCUGACUCUGACUGCGCUGUACGGGCCUGGUGGAAAGUGUUGUGAGGAUGCCAACGUCAUCGCGAUGAUGGAGGAGCGACAUCCGAUUGCUACAAAGAUGCAAGUUGAGAAGUUCCUGAAACUGCUUCGAGAGACACAUAGCCGUUGGACUCUUGAGCAUCCGGACCUUUUGCAGUAAGAGAAGGCGUCUAUGGUCCAUGACAGUUUCUGGAUGACAA
This is a messenger RNA of Laetiporus sulphureus 93-53, 1640 nucleotides long. RefSeq lists its product as uncharacterized. The coding region runs from base 38 to 1600 and encodes 520 amino acids. The record is from RefSeq and is a predicted model, not a curated record. NCBI's taxonomy places the organism in Eukaryota, Fungi, Basidiomycota, Agaricomycetes, Polyporales, Laetiporaceae. The transcript is spliced from 4 exons.